CAGGAGGCGGUUGCUUAGCAACGGCGCGGCGCGGUGGCCGUUGGUGCUGUGAGGAGGCGCUGCCAUCCCCGUCCCGUCCCGGCGGGCACCGAGGUCUCUGAGGACAGGGACGUGGAUGUGCGAGCGGGCUGUGUGGUGGCGAUAGGGCUGAGAGUCAUGGAAACAGAAGGAAGAAACUUGGGAAAAGAAGCAGCACUGAGGAGCAGCUGAUUUAAUGAGAGGCAAAUACACAGCUUCAGUAACUUGAAAGAACUACGAAGAUCUGUGGGCAGGCAAUCCAAAAUAAUGGUGAGUCAGGAAAUGCCAAGUGCAUCGAGAUGUCUUGAAGAACUGCAUUCAUCAGAUGAAUUCAGCACAUCCUCUAAGGAAGUACUUAAGCCCAGUAACAUGAAAAUGUCAGAAGUUUCUGCAGCCGUGUCUAAAGCUGACAUCAAGCCAAAAUCUAUAUGUCAUGCCAAAAAAUGGUCAGAUGAGAUAGAGAACUUAUACAGAUUCCAGCAAGCUGGGUACAGAGAUGAAGUUGAAUAUAAACAAGUAAAACAAGUUGAUACGGUAGAGUGUUGGCCAGAAACUGGAUUUGUGAAGAAGCUUCAGAGAAAGGACAACACCUUCUAUUAUUACAAUAAGCAAAGAGAAUGUGAAGACAAAGAUGUUCAUAAAGUGAAAGUUUAUAUUCCAAAACAAGAAAUCUUCCAGUGGAGAUGGAAAGAGACAUUUCCAGGUAGACGUUUCCAGAUGAACGCCGUCCCCACAUCCCAGCUGGUGACCACAGCACAUGUGCAGAAAGGAGCUCCUCACAUCAGCCCCCAGCACCGGGUGCCAGUGUGUGUCAUCUUAGCAAUGCUGAGUUCACUUUGGAUCUCAGUGCACUGGAUCUUUCCAUCCACCAUGAAACAAUGCACGAAUCCUCAGCUAAAGGAAGAUGUCCAAUUACAGUUGGAAGAGGAAGACAAGGAAGAGACUCAAGUCAAGUUGCUAGAAGCGAGGAGAAGCAAGAGAGAACCCUUUGCUGGGUUAUUGCAUUAAAGAUGGAUUAUGCUAGAAAUGCCCAUGCAGAAUUUGGAAUUUGUUUUCUUUUUCAGUUUGAAGGUGUCUGCGAUUCCACUCAGCGCCAAUUUAGAGACCCCUCAGUCCUUACAUGCAUCCAUGAGUACAGCUAGCCCUGGUAACUGCUCUACAAAAAGGAUCUAGCUCCUACUUUUCCCCACAGAUAACCUUCAGAAACCUGCAGCCUGGCCUUGAGCAUCUCCAGAGAUGGAGUGUCCACAGCUUCUCCACAUCUGGAACACCUUGGAAGGACCUGCAGAGACCACAGCUCAGUGACGAGCUCAGGACAGAACUAUGCAGACAUGGCACAGAUCUCCAGCAGAUGAGGUUGUGCAGGCAGCAGCAUCACUGAUGAGGAUAUAUUAUUAGCCUUGGGAUUUAAUAAAAUUUUCAUCUGUGUGCUGAAUGAAGUCUUCACCCAGAAAGGAGAAAAAGCCACACGAUGGCCUUCAGAAUAAAUAAAAUAUUAAA
Meleagris gallopavo (turkey) is the source of this 1518-nucleotide messenger RNA. It is a transcript of the gene MEIG1, whose product is annotated as meiosis/spermiogenesis associated 1. Gene Ontology annotation, cellular component: nucleus. The record is from RefSeq and is a predicted model, not a curated record. Lineage: Eukaryota; Metazoa; Chordata; Aves; Galliformes; Phasianidae.